AUGAUGCCGCGGGGCUUACCACCACGAGGCCCACCUGGCAGUUUCCCACCUACUAGUGUUGCGGCUGUACCCCCUGCAGGCGGUGCCGCUGCAGCUCGUUUCGGCAAGCUCUCUGUGAAGGUGUUGCGUGCGUUUGACCUAAAAAAGCUGGGAAUGCUGGACACUGCAGACCCGUAUGUGAAGCUCACGAUCGGCACGCAGAACGUACAGACUAAGGUCCAAGCAGGCGGUGGCAAGACGCCUGAGUUUAAUGAGACCUUCGACUUCAAUAUUGCAACCGAGAAGGAGCUCGUGGUCGAAGUUUGGGACCAAGAAAAAGGAGGACAAGACCGGUUCAUGGCGCAGGCGAAGGUGGAGAUCGUGUCGUGGCUAUCAAAGGGUGGCUUUGAAGGUGACGUCGAGCUACGGGAUCGCGAGAACAGCCCUGCCGGGAAGCUGGCGAUCGUUGCCAAGUUCACGAAGCCCGAAAUUGGCGCGACAGGACCCGUCAAGGCUCCACCCAUGGCCCCUCCGAUACUCUCAGGUCCUGCAGUGGCUCCGUUGCCCCCAGGAGCGAAUGCCGUAUCUGUUCCUGGUGCGCUGCCAUUGGCACCGUCCGAACCGCCUCGAGACCCGAACGGCAAGUUCACCGACAAGGAGAUUCUCGAGGCAUUUAAAGCCUUUGAUCUGGAUCACAAUAACUAUGUGGGUGCUGCGGAAAUCCGCCAUGUGCUAAUAAAUAUUGGCGAGGCGCCUACAGACGAAGAAGUAGAUGAAAUGAUCAAGAUGGUUGACAAGGAUGGCGAUGGCCAGGUGAGCUUUGCCGAGUUUUACGCGAUGGUUACGAAAGGGAAGCAGCCCCCACCCGGAUUGGGUGUCACUACAGCUCUUCCGGAGAAAGCUGCAGCUCCUGGAGGUGCAGUUUCGGGCGCUCAGGCCAUUCAGCUUCGUAAUCAGCGCAAAAUGGCGCUGGAAGAGUUUGCACGCGAUAACGGUAUCAAACCCGAGAGUGUGAAGAAGGCGUACAAGCGAUUCCAAGCCACAGAUAAAGAUGGAUCGGGCCAGAUCGACUACUCGGAGUUCUGCGAGGUGCUGCAGGUGGAUCCAUCGCCGCAGUGCGAGAAGGUGUUCCAGUUGUUCGACAAUGACAAGACGGGUCGGAUCGACGUCCGGGAGUUCAUGAUUGCGUUGUCUAAUUUCACGGGUGCUGAGAAGGAGGAGAAACUAAAGUUCGCGUUCCUCGUGUUUGAUGAAGAUGGUAACGGUGUGAUCACGCGACAAGAACUGAUGAAGAUCCUGAAGGCGAACCACAUGGCCUCUAGCGAAUCGGAAGUUGCGCGCAAGGCGGACACUAUUAUGUCCCAAGGGGAUAAGGACGGCGACGGAGUUAUCUCGUUCGACGAGUUCUCAGUUGUGAGCAAGAAGUUUCCUAAUAUUUUGUUCCCAGCCUACACGCUAGGUACGGCCAAAGAUUAGAAUACCCGAUGAAUACAAUAUCCUUAUCUCUCGU
This is a messenger RNA of Phytophthora infestans T30-4, 1489 nucleotides long. Its product is annotated as calcineurin subunit B, putative. Lineage: Eukaryota; Oomycota; Peronosporomycetes; Peronosporales; Peronosporaceae. Gene Ontology annotation, molecular function: calcium ion binding; calcium-dependent protein serine/threonine phosphatase regulator activity. The coding region runs from base 1 to 1455 and encodes 484 amino acids. The record is from RefSeq and is a predicted model, not a curated record. The transcript has a single exon.